This is a messenger RNA of Aspergillus chevalieri, 606 nucleotides long. RefSeq lists its product as uncharacterized. The record is from RefSeq and is a predicted model, not a curated record. The transcript has 2 exons. The coding region runs from base 1 to 606 and encodes 201 amino acids. NCBI's taxonomy places the organism in Eukaryota, Fungi, Ascomycota, Eurotiomycetes, Eurotiales, Aspergillaceae.
AUGAGCGAACUUAACAACAUCGACUCCGUCGCUACCCCCAAGCAGGGCGAGUUCAAGCCCGGUGUCCAGCCUACCAACGCCCCCAUGGAGCACGGCGGUCACAAACCUGGCGUCAAGGCAUCUCCCGGCGACUACGCCUCCGAAUUCCAUGCCGAGACAUAUCCCCCUGGCACCGCUCCCGCCAGCAACUCCUACACCCCCAACACCGUCAAUGAAUCCGGCAGCCAGGCAAAUAACCCCAAUGUCGAGCGCGGCCACGGCAAGGAGGCCGUCAAGACCCCCGCAGGUAACACUCUGAAGGGAUCCACGUCGCAGGACGUCUACACCGGUCUUGGUCACCCUGGUUCUGGCCAGACCAGCAGCGAGCUCAGACAUAAUGGCCAGUCCCACCGUAAGCACGGCGGUGGUGGUCUGGAGGGUGUGGGUGCUAGCAGACUGCCCGGCUAUGAGCGUAAUCUUCCCGACCAGCGGGGUCUUGAGCGUGACCAGGCCCGUGGCGGCCAGCAUGGUAACAAGGGGACCCUUGGUGCGGAAGAUAUCCAGCCUGAACCUGCUGAGACGCUGGCUUCGGAGUGGAAGUACGAGCCCGGCACGAAGCGGAGCUGA